GGACGUUUCGAUUCGCACGAUGAUGAUACUAACGGAAACGUCCAAUUACCUGCAGCGAGUGCACACUCAGUACGCACUAGUUUUCCCAGUGAAAAACGCUAUAAAUUUAUUUUUAUCUUAGCAGAACACAGGUUAAUUCUAACCUAUAGCAAGGUUAAAUCAUUCGUACAUAUAUUGGACAUACAGUGACAACAUGGCCAAGGAACGCGGCGUCAUGAAGAUACUUUGGAACAGUUUCAUAUCCUCGCUAAAACCCCGCUAUUUCCGCCGCAAGUUGAUCGGCGAGGAUUACUACGGCACAAAGUACUAUGAGGAAGAGAUUCGUUAUUCCACCCGGAAAAGGCCGCCGAGGUAUUUCAUACCAGUGAACAAGGACAACUUUGAGCAGGAAUUGCCUGCAGAAUGGGAGGCCUGGUUGAGAUAUCGCCGAAAAGAGCCACCUACGCGGGAGGAAAUAGAGGCCAAUUAUCAAUUGGCAAUGACCAAGAAGGAGAAUGCAGCAAAACUUUUGCAAGAAAACUACCCUCAGAACAAAGACACUAGAGAUCUUCCUGUUUCAUCCACUUCUCAGGCAGAUACGCCAGGAAAUUUCCCAGUUUACGAAGAUUACAAAGGCUAUGGUGAUAAUUACAAACCAAAGGACUCGUAUAAAUAGACAAUGCAGAUGCCACACUUAGCAUAUUCUUGGAACAAAGUUACAAUUCAUGCAAUAAAGAAUUUAAUAGAAUUUCUAAAAAAUAGUUAAAAAAAUUGGUAAAGAUGUCUGUCUCAGAAAGUAAAGGUUGAGAUUUGAUUCUUAAUUGGGGUGAUAUUUUUCUCAACAAAUUAAAAAAAAAAAAUUUAAUUUGAUAAUAAUCUUAUGAUUAAUAUAAGCAUUUCAGAUGUUUUACAAAUUUUUUGAUUGUCUAAUUUUCUUUUAAAAUAGUAGUCUUGAGAAACCAAGUAAUUUAAUUGCAAACAAAAUAUAAAAACUUUUAAAAAUUAUAUUUAUAAGAAAUAUAAAGAAUAUUUGCGAUUAAAAGAAAUUAAUUUUUACUGAUAUAAAGUGGUCAUAAAUUAUAUAAAUUUUCUUUAAAUGUUGCGCCAUGUUAAUGAAAAUAUGGUAACCUCUCUUACUACCAUUUAAAUCAUUGUAAAUAAUUCUAUUUUAAUUUUUUCCACGACAAUAUUUAUUGAUAUUAAAAGAAAAAAUUCUUAAGGCUCUUAAGUAUUCGCCACGAUCAUAUUGAAAUUGUAAUGUCAUAAGUGAGAAAUGAUACAUCGCUAUUAAUAAAGAGAAUUUGAAAAAAAUAAAAUAAUGAGAUUGCUUUAACACACUUGCAAAAAUGAAUAGAAACUAUCCUUUUCUCUCUUAACAAUCAAUAAAUAAUUGUAAAAAAUACACGAAGUGAAACCUAUUGAGGCAAGAAAAUACAAGGAUAAUUGUUGAGAAGAGCGAAAAAUAUGCUUAUAAAAUUCAAAGAUAAUUUUAUAGCCCAUUUUUACAAAUUUGGCAAGUAUGAAACAGGUCACAUUUUUAUAAUGAAGUACGUAAUAACGAAACAUGUAGGACAAAGUUUCAACGUCACUUUUCACACCUAUUAGUUUUAAUUUCUCUCACGAUACUAUACGUUGUCACUGUCAAUGUAGAGUUUUUGAUCGACUACUUAGGAGCCUUAAGUAUCAAAUUAUCGAUUUUAUUAUUUACAUUUCGUUUAUUAUUUAUUUUAAAGAUGGCAAUGUUAAAAGCACUUGUGCUCUAAAAGGUGUGUGUGUGUGUGUGUGUACACACACACACACACACACACAUAUAUAUAUAUAUACACACACAUAUAAAAUGAAAACGAGUUACGUAACUCCCUUCACUCUUUUAGUUGGAGAAUCUCUUCAAAACAUUUUUAUUAAUAUCAGUGUGAAAUUAAUCAGUUUCUAAUAUGGGUAUUUAAGGUGAAUGAUUGAUUUUAGAUUUUACAUCGCUUUACUUUACCUUCCAGAGGGCAAUAAUGACAGACUAAAUGUUCCUGGAACCUGUGAAAUUUAAGAUCGGAACAAUUUUAAAAUCGAUUGCAUAGUUUUAUAUUUGUAAAAUGAUUUAUUAUUAAUAUUCUAUUUUUUCUAUACAUGUAAAUUAAGAUCUACCGUUCUCAUAUACAAUUAUUCUCGAUAAAAUAUAACAAAAGAUACUAUAUACUGGGUAGGUGUACGAAAAAUUGUUUAUUUUUCUCGAGAUACUACGACUCUCUAGUUUGCAAUUGCGGUUGCCCGGUGAUAUGAAACGAAUAACGUACGAGAUAAGAUGUAAGCUCCGUCUUCAAUUAGAUUAAUCGAUCAAUUAAAUUUAAGAAUUAGCAUGUCGGCAAAAUUUAAAAAACUAAUCGUAUUAUUUUAUAUUUCUUGGAUAUAGAGAACAAAAUAAAAAUCCUCACUUUUAAUCGAUAAUUCCCAAAUCUAAUCGAUCGGUUAAGUUAACUGGAGAUGAUAAGAGACCGAUCCAUAGUUUUGUUUUACAUGAGGGGGGGGGGGGGAGUUGAACGUAUAAGACAU
Messenger RNA from Solenopsis invicta (red fire ant), 2523 nucleotides. RefSeq names its product NADH dehydrogenase [ubiquinone] 1 alpha subcomplex assembly factor 2. The record is from RefSeq and is a predicted model, not a curated record. Gene Ontology annotation, biological process: mitochondrial respiratory chain complex I assembly. Gene Ontology annotation, cellular component: membrane. Lineage: Eukaryota; Metazoa; Arthropoda; Insecta; Hymenoptera; Formicidae. Bases 194 to 655 code for a protein of 153 amino acids. The transcript has 2 exons.